This is a messenger RNA of Ostrea edulis (European flat oyster), 2919 nucleotides long. Its product is annotated as protein DENND6A-like. The transcript has 20 exons. Gene Ontology annotation, molecular function: guanyl-nucleotide exchange factor activity. NCBI's taxonomy places the organism in Eukaryota, Metazoa, Mollusca, Bivalvia, Ostreida, Ostreidae. The record is from RefSeq and is a predicted model, not a curated record. Gene Ontology annotation, cellular component: recycling endosome. The coding region runs from base 1 to 1758 and encodes 585 amino acids.
AUGGCAGCUGUGGAUAACGGUGUUCCACAGACGGAGUUUCCCGUACCGCGGGAGGAGUAUCCUAUAUCCCCCACUGUCCUACCAUGGGACAGGUUCUCUAACUGGAUUCACUGUGCGUGUGUCGUCACAUUUGAUUUGGAGCUGGGUCAGGCUAUGGAGUUGAUAUACCCAGGUCACGUGAAACUGACAGAUGUCGAGAAAACCAACAUCUGCUACUUGUCCUUUCCUGACUCAAAUUCAGGGUGUAUGGGAGACACACAGUUCCAUUUCCGAAUCAGACAAAGUCCUGGCAGGAGACACAUACCGAAGUCACAGCUGCAGAAAGACUACCCACAUCAGCUACAGACAGAUAGUGGUUACCUGUAUGGUUUUGUGUAUUUUCGCCAAACCAAAGACAAAAGUAUCAAAAGGGGUUACUUCCAAAAGUCCGUGGUGCUCGUUUCCAGACUACCAUUUGUGGCAUUGUUUAAUGAGUUAGUCAGUAUCAUAGCUCCAGGGUAUUUUGACAAUGGAGAGCCUAGCUUAGAAGCAGCAUGUCAUGACAUCGACCAGUGGCCGUGUCCACUAGGGGGCGACACUGUCAGUCUACCAAUCUUUGGAACUGUUAUACAGGUCAGAAUCCCCUCGCGGACAGACAAACUCCUGGAUAGAGUGCCUAUCAAAACAUCCAUAGCACCUGUACUGCCAGCUCCCACCAUCUUGCCAUCUCUGUAUGAGAUUGAUAUCUUCAGUUCUUUCCAGACCAUUCUUCCUCAUAUACAGAUGCUGUGGGAACUCGUACUUACAGGAGAGCCAUUGGUUGUGAUGGCAGCUUCUCCCUCAGUGACCUCAGCCGCUGUCCAAGCCUUGAUAAGUUUGAUUGGACCACAGAAGUUCUGUUCAGACUAUAGACCCUACUUCACUAUUCAUGACAGCGAGUUCAAGGAGUACACAACAAAAACACAAGCACCGCCAUCUGUUGUACUGGGUGUCACGAAUCCAUUCUUUGCCAAAACUCUACAGCACUGGCCACACAUUAUACGGAUAGGAGAAAUGAUGACACAAGUGCCCAAGGGAUUUAAUAAACUAAAGAAAGUCAGCAGUAUGAAGACGCUGGAUGCCAAGCCAGGUGUCUACACACGGUACAAGCCAUUCUUGUCAAAAGAUAAAGGUAUCCUGAAACGAAUCAUCAAGGGAAUGCAGGCCAAGCGACCAGUGGAGGCCCAGAAUGCAAUUCUUCGGCGGUACUUCCUGGAGCUUACCCAGAGCUUCAUGAUACCCUUGGAACGCUAUAUGGGAAGUCUGAUGCCUUUACAAAGAAAUAUCUCUCCACACAAGGAUUUUGAGCUUUCUGAAUAUCUGAAUUUCCAGUGCCCUCCAAGUCUUCGCCCCUUUGACACUGACGAAUUUCUGAAAACGUUGGAACGUUCUGGCCCCCAGCUAACAUCGGGGAUAAAAGGUGACUGGGAGGGACUCUACCGGAGGUUUUUCAGGAGUCCAAACUUUGAGGGGUGGUACCAGCAUCGCCAGAUUGAGGUCAACCAGAAACUACAGAUACUUCACAUGGAGGCACUCUGUAAUGCUGAUCUGACGGACUGGAUCCAGGACAAGGAAGAAGUAGAAGUUGUGGACCUCGUUCUCAGAAUUCGAGAGAAACUUGCGUUUACAGUGAAUAAUGAGAUUGCCAUCAGUGAAGACAGUGUUCACAAACUUAAAAAACACCUGGAUGUGAUUGUUACCUCCCUUCCAGAGGAUCUACAGUCCGUUCUCAAGAGUUGACACCAAGAGGACCGAAAACAGGACGUUACUGAUGCACAUGCUCAGUGGUGCUUAGGUCAGCCAUUUUUCAAUGGUGCUUAGGUCUUUGAUUGGUCAAAGUCUGUGACUGAUGUGCUGUAAGACAGUCUGAGGACCUUAGCUUAAUAGGUAUUAAGAUUGAACGAAGAUCUGCUGAUGUACAAAAAACUGAUGUGAUGGAGAAUGAUUGUGUUAAGGAUUUUAGACUGUGUCGUUUAAGGUCAGAUGGAUACACUCAGCAUUUGAAUAUCCCCGGUAGUGCAAUGAAUAGUCUAGAUAUCAUAGAUAUCAAUUACCUGGACAGAAUGCCAUUUCAUGAUUUCCAAUGUUUUCUUAGAACAUGUUAAAGAAAAUGAGGUGCUCAAUUAUCAAAAGAAAAUUCAUUUGAGAAAUUGUACUCAUGAAUACCUGUAGUAUGUGGAAUAUUCAGAAAUGAAUGCUUGAAAUUCUCUUGUUGAUACAUAGUGCCAAGUUUCAGCAUAUUUUAUUCAUGAAAUAUGCUGAAUCUUUGCAUUCAUGUGUAGAAAAUAUCGACAUGCUAUUUUAUGGAACAAUCGUAGUCACAAAAUAUUUUAGAAUUUCUCAAUAUUGGAGGCCUUAAUACCAUUAAAUGUUGUAAGUGGAUCAUGUGAAAAUUAGAUGUAGAUUUAGUUAUUGAGUUGUUUUAUCUGUGAAUGCUAUGUCCUCACAGUCUACAUUUCUACGUCAUAACCUGCACUGAAUAUCAUUGAUGUUGAUAAGUGUUGUAGAGCUAUUUUGUCUUUCUUGUUAUAUCAUGCAUUAUGUGCUAAUAAUGUUUUUUUAUGUGCCAAACUUGCAAAGUAGUGAUCAUUCCACAUGAUAAUUCAAAAUACAAUAUCUACAGCACUUGCUUUGUCUAGCCCUUAGGAAGGAUUUAAAGUUUGAAGGAAGACUUUGGGAAAGAGCUUUAAGUGACCCUUGGGCAAAAUUUUCAUUGUUACAGGGCAGUCAUAAACAUGUUUUUACAAGCAUUUACAAAAUGUUUGUAUAUGUGGUAAAUUUUACCCUAUACUGGGUGUGUUUGGUGUGCUGGAAAUACUGACUUUUUUGGCUGAUCCAGAAAAUUCCCAUUACUAUUGGCAAGUACAAUGAAAAUCUGCCAAAACUUUUUUCUGAGAAAAA